Closterium sp. NIES-67 is the source of this 2745-nucleotide messenger RNA. NCBI's taxonomy places the organism in Eukaryota, Viridiplantae, Streptophyta, Zygnematophyceae, Desmidiales, Closteriaceae. The record is from the annotation of a GenBank genome assembly.
UCACUGACUUCACUAACAAUAAUCUCUUAGUUAGCUCGUUUCUCAAUGAGUCGUCUUCCCGGAGUGUGCUUCCACUAGCCUGGGGGUAAGAAUGUCGACUAAUAACAGCAGCAAAACUGCUGAUAACAAAUCCGAAUUUCCAAUAAUCAGCAGCAUCAAAGCUGCUCCUGCCAGUUCCGUACCUACCGAGCCCAGAAAUCAGGCGCUUCUCCUGAGCUUGCUGACUUGCAACCUGGAAAUUCAAAACCUGAUGUUUCAGCGGCAAUAUCCGUAAUAAGCCAGGCUUCAAAUAAGAACUCGAAUUCGGAAUCCACUUUGCAGGAAGCAGCAGCAGCAGAAUCCUCGUCCCGUGCUGCAGCGACCAGCUGAACCGUGACGGUGAAAGAAAGAAAGAAUCUCACAAGCCCCAAGGUUCAAUCUGCUGAAUUUGCCUCAGAGUACCACGCAAGCAGGGAAGCACGUCAACAGGAGUCUGAGACAUUUCAAAAGAGCCUGAGCUAUCCGGCGAGUGUCGUCGGGAGAGGAGAUGAUGCCCCGGCUGUGGGGUCUCCAGAGCCUGAACGUGAUCUUAGGCAGAACUCCCAGGCCUGAAGCAGCAACAGCAGCAACAGAAGCAGCAGCAGCAGCAGGAGGAAAUGGAGGAGAAGCAGAAGCAGCAGCAGCAGCAGCAGCAGCAGCAGCAGCAGCAGCAACAGCAACAAAUUUCACAGUCCAGCCCCAGUGUUCGUCCAUUCAGCAGCAUUAUCCCGAGGACAUCCGAGGCAUGUACAACGGUCCAGUCAAGCGAUUCUGCAGCAGCCGUGUCAGAAUCUGCUUUUGAUGCGCCUCAAAAGCAGACAUCCAAGGCAUGUACAACGGUCCAGUCAAGCGCUUCUGCAGCAGCCGUGUCAGAAUCUGCAUUUGAUGCGCCUCAAAAGCAGACAUCCAAGGCAUGUACAAUGCUUCAGUCAAGCGCUUCUGCAGCAGCUGUGUCUAAAUCUGCUUUUGAUGCGCCUCAAAAGCAGACAUCCGAGGCAUGUACAAUGGUCCAGUCAAGCGCUUCUGCAGCAGCCGUGACAGAAUCUGCCCCAACCACAUCAGUCGCCCCGUUACCAAAGGAGUGCGUCACCUCUGCAGCUGGCAGAAGUAUUCCAAGGACAUCUGGGAUAUCCACUGUAGCAGUUCAGUCAAGUGCUUCGGCAGCAGCUGUAUCAGCCGAAUCUGCACCAACAACAUUAGUCGCCCCGUUACCAAAGGAGUGCGUCGCCUCUGCUCCAAGCAACCGUAUUUCAAGGACAUCUGGGACAUCUACAGUCAAGUGCUACUGCAGCAGCCGUUUCAGAAUCUGCAUCAACGACAUCAGUCACCCCUUAACCAAAGGAGUGCGUCGACUCUGCUCCAAGCAACCGUAUUCCAAGGACACCUGGCACAUCUACAGUAGUCCUGUCAAGUGAUUUUGCAGCAGCCGUUUCAGAAUGUACAGCAAUCGAGUCCGUCACCUCUGCAGCAAACAAAUCAGAUGUUCCAUCGAUGGGCACGAGCAGAAGUGGCUGUGCCACUAGCAAUCUCACGACAACCAGCAGCACGGACGCAAUUCCCCGUGGCAGCAUACCCACUAUUCCCAAUUUUUGAGGCGCCUCAAAAUAAUCCCACGACAACCAGCAGCACGGACGCAAUUCCCCGUGGCAGCAUACCCACUAUUCCCAGCAGCAGUGCCGUUAUCCCUAGCAGCAGCAGCACAGUGAAACGCAUCGCCAGCACCACACCAACCUCUGCUUGUGGUAACUCAGUUACCACCCGGACCACUGCCUUCACCAGCAGCAGCAGCAAUACUGCGUCUGCCUUGGGUUCGGGGAUGAGUUACAGGGAAAGCAGUACUGCUGCUGCAGUUGCUCAAGCAGCAGCAGCAACAACUAUCAAGCAGGAUUACAGUGAUUAUAACGACCAUAAGGAUGAUGACUAUAAGGAGGGUAAACGAGAGAAGAAGAGCAGUGCAGGCGGCAAGAAGCAUCACCAGCACAGCCACCACCACAAGCAACAGGGUUACCAUGUAACCAGCAACAGAUGGAGAAGGAACCUGUACCGAGUGGCACCGAAUCUCGCCAUGUGCGUGCUCCUACUGGUCGUUCUGGGUAGCAUAAUCCACCAGCUAGUGGUGGUUACCACCUUGUACAGUGACGAAUACGCCUCCCUGGGAGAUUUCAGCAGGGGGGAACGGAGGCGACGCUAUAUCAAACGGUCUUAUAAUCGCAAGAGACAGUCUGGUGUUGGGGUAAAGCUAGAAGAUAUCUGGGCGGAUAAGGAAGGGGAUGGGGGAGAGGAAGCGGAGGGAGAAGAUAGCCCAUGGGAUACCCGCAAACGUUACAGAAUCUUCUCAGAAAGAGAGGAGGCUUGGGCCGGAGCGGCAGAGGCAGAUGCAGGAGCUGCCUUGGACCUGCCGAACCUGCAGGCUCGGAGACUGCGCAACCGAGGCCUUGUUCCGAAGCAGAUGGGAGCAAAAGGGCAGUAAGAAGAGUCCAGGGGACGCUGAUGGGGCAGGCGAGGGUCAACGCAAAGACCAGGAAGGCAACGACAACAAGUACAACUAUUACCAUCACCAUCACCAUCACCAUGACCAUGACUACCCCUUGUAUGACUUGGCAGAUCCUAGAGCACAGCUGCGGAUGUGCAGCAGCAGCAGCAGCAGCAGCAGAGAGAGUCCCAGCGCCACGUUCCUCAAGGGCUGGAUCCUGCACGGCGACUCCGGAGGUGCAAAUGGCAGGGCUC